Messenger RNA from Kwoniella shivajii, 909 nucleotides. RefSeq lists its product as uncharacterized. The transcript has 5 exons. Gene Ontology annotation, cellular component: mitochondrion. Lineage: Eukaryota; Fungi; Basidiomycota; Tremellomycetes; Tremellales; Cryptococcaceae. The record is from RefSeq and is a predicted model, not a curated record. The coding region runs from base 1 to 909 and encodes 302 amino acids.
AUGCAGAAUAGCUUCAUACGCUCGAUAGCUGGUCCAUCUCGUGUGAACAUAUCUACGAACUCAUCUACAGGGAAACAGAUUUGUAAACGAUGUUUUUCACUGUCGGUGUUGAAUCAAUCGGGACAUAAUAGAUGGUCUAAGAUCAAACAUAAGAAAGGAGCAGUAGAUAGAGAAAGAGGUGCAUUAUUCGCUAAAUUAUCCAGAGAGAUCAUAACAGCGAUGAAACCACCACUAUCUUCUGAUCCAUCAUUCAAUUCCAAAUUAGCAACAGCACUUCAAAGAGCUAAAGAACAAGGAUUGACUAAACAAGGAAUCGAAAACGCAAUGGCCAGAGCUAAAAGUGCGGCUGAUGGUACAGGUCAAAAUGUCAUCUAUGAAGCUGUUGCACCAGGUGGUAAGGUUGUCAUGCUAGUUGAAUGUCUCACUUCAAAUCCAGCUAGAACAGUAAAAAGAGUCAAAGAGAUAUUAUCGAAAAACGGCGCUCGAACAUCACCUGUUUUAUUCAUGUUUAACAAAGAAGGAUUGAUUACUCUGAUCCCUCAACCUGAAUCAAAACUAGCGAAUUACGAUCAUCUAUUCGAGAUCGCAGUUGAGAAUGGAGCAGAGGAUGUUCGGGAGAUUUCCUUGGAAAAUGAAGAAGAAGGUAGUAUCGAAUAUGAGAUCUCAACACCCACAUCAUCCCUUUCACCAAUAACGAACCUCCUAUCAAACCCCCCUUAUUCAUCAGACUAUUCAAUCCAAUCUUCAGAUCUCGUAUUCGUCCCGACAGAUCCCAUAGCCAUACUGGGAGAAGGAGAAGCACAAGGUGAAGGUAUAAAUGAGGAAAUGGCAGAAAGUAUAUUUAGGAUAGUUGAUUUAUUGGAAGAGGAAGGUGAUGUAGUUAAAGUUUGGACAAACUUAGAUGAUUAA